UCACUUUUCAGAUUCACCCUCCCCUGGUUGCUCCAUUAUUCUGUACCUCAGGCCAUGCACAGAAGUUCCUUUAGUUCAUUUCUUAAUGAUCUGUGUGGCUGUGCAGUUUCACCUCUGAACUGAAGACAACAUUUGAUAUAAAGAACAUCUAAAUGGGAUCAGAAGAUUCAGGCAGUGAAAUCAGACGAAAAGCUAAAUAUGGUGCCAUUGAAUCACCAGAACCAAAUCAUCAUGAGGAGGACAGAGAUCAAACCUACCUGGAUGAAAAGAUUGCCAUUCCAGAUGUUGCGGGAUACGGUUUCAGUUUUAGGAAGCUCUGGGCUUUCACUGGUCCUGGCUUCCUCAUGAGCAUUGCCUACCUGGACCCAGGAAACAUUGAGUCAGACCUACAGUGUGGAGCAAUCGCUGGCUUUCAGCUGCUCUGGGUCCUGCUCUGGGCCACAGUCCUGGGUCUGCUCUGCCAAAGACUGGCCAUCCGGCUUGGAGUAGUUACAGGCAAGGACUUGGGAGAAAUAUGUCAUUACUAUUACCCCAAGGUCCCACGUGUGCUGCUCUGGAUCAUGAUAGAAAUUGCCAUCAUUGGCUCCGACAUGCAGGAAGUGAUUGGGACAGCGAUUGCCUUCAAUCUUCUGUCAGCUGGACAUAUCCCAUUGUGGGGUGGAGUCUUGAUCACAAUUGUGGACACUUUUUUCUUCCUCUUCUUAGACAAAUACGGUCUCAGGAAGCUGGAGGCUUUCUUUGGUCUCCUCAUUACUAUCAUGGCAGUGACAUUUGGCUAUGAGUAUGUGGUAGUACGUCCUGACCAGAAACAGGUGCUGAAGGGGAUGUUUCUCCCCUAUUGUAAGGGCUGUGGAAAUGAGGAACUUCUUCAGGCAGUGGGUAUUGUCGGAGCCAUCAUCAUGCCCCAUAACAUCUAUUUGCACUCCUCCCUCGUCAAGACUCGAGAGGUUGAUCGCACCAACAAGAAAGCAGUGAAAGAGGCCAACAUGUACUUCCUGGUUGAGUCCACCAUUGCACUCUUUGUCUCCUUCCUCAUCAACCUCUUUGUCAUGGCGGUGUUUGGACAAGCCUUUUAUCAUAAAAAGAACAUGGAUGUGUAUGAAGUCUGUGCCAACCAAAGCGCUUUCUCCAACCAAACUGUUUUUCCUUACAACAAUGAGACAGUUUCUGUGGACAUUUACCAAGGGGGAAUCAUCCUGGGGUGCUACUUUGGGCCCAUUGCACUAUACAUUUGGGCUAUUGGAAUCCUUGCAGCAGGCCAGAGUUCAACCAUGACAGGAACAUAUGCAGGGCAGUUUGUUAUGGAGGGCUUCUUGAAGCUCCGCUGGUCCCGCUUUGCCCGGGUGGUCUUCACUCGUUGCUUUGCUAUCCUCCCGACUGUCUUCAUUGCAGCUUUCAAGAAUGUGCAAGCUCUGACAGGCCUUAAUGACAUCCUCAAUGUGCUGCAGAGUAUCCUGCUGCCUUUUGCUGUCAUACCUGUUCUCACCUUCACCAGCAUGCGGCCUCUUAUGGAAGACUUUGUCAAUGGAAUAUCUGGACUUGCCUUAUCUCACACGGAGUUGCUUACCUGGCCCGUGGGCGCCACACUCGUUUUGGCUAUGGACUCCAAUGAUAGCACAUCCACCACUUAUCAGUCAGAGACUGAUGAAUCACGAUCCUCCUCCCCAUUAGGACAAGAAGCAGAUGUCUCCCCAGAUGUGCUGAGAAGCAGAGGUGCAAGGAACAACGUUCUGACCGAAGUAGUUUAGUAGCUGUUGCUCAGUGGCGGAACACAUGCUAAGUGUGCAGAAGGUUCCAAGGCCAAUUUCUAAGUUCCUUCAAAGAACUGUCAGGUUCUGAAGAGCUGGCUGGGGACACUUGCCAUAGAUGGUUCUGGACCUGCAAGCCUAUUUUUCUGAUCCAAUAGGAAGUGGCUGAUUAUCUGUUGCAGCAAACUGUCAGAAAGGAAGAGUGAUGAAGCAGCUGUUCCAAAUGAUCAGAGAUUGGUAGCCACUCCGACAAUCUCUGACUUGGGGCCAUGUAUAAAUGUAUAAAUAUUUGUCAUGUAGUCCCAUUCUUAGGUCUGAGGAAGUGGACUUGUUCUGAGGAAGUUGACUAUUCACCUUUGUGAAUUACAUCAUUACACCAGCAUAAAAAUUCAAUUGGAUCUUGGCCUGUCGACUUGACCCUGAGUAGCAGGGGAGCUGCAGACCUUAGCAAGUGGAGCUUUCACUUUGGUGAUUUUGAGUGAGCAGCCCACACAAAAGUCAAUCUGGUUUAUUUCUGGCCAUAUGGCAGUGCUUUUUUGCCUGCUGAAGAUGACUGUCACUUAACAGAAAGUGUAUCCAAAGUGCUUCCUCACACGCAUUAAGCAGGGAACAGCUCCCUCUCCUUCCCUCUCCAGUUUAUC
Molecule: messenger RNA, 2389 nt
Organism: Pogona vitticeps (central bearded dragon)
Lineage: Eukaryota; Metazoa; Chordata; Lepidosauria; Squamata; Agamidae
Source: RefSeq, a predicted model, not a curated record